This is a messenger RNA of Eimeria tenella, 654 nucleotides long. RefSeq names its product RNA polymerase Rpb7, N-terminal domain-containing protein, putative. Gene Ontology annotation, biological process: DNA-templated transcription; transcription initiation at RNA polymerase III promoter. The transcript has 6 exons. Gene Ontology annotation, cellular component: RNA polymerase III complex. NCBI's taxonomy places the organism in Eukaryota, Apicomplexa, Conoidasida, Eucoccidiorida, Eimeriidae. Bases 1 to 654 code for a protein of 217 amino acids. The record is from RefSeq and is a predicted model, not a curated record.
AUGUUUAUCAUCUCACUCCUGCAAGAUAUCCUCAGUGUGGAGCCUUCCCUUCUGGGGAGGCCCCUGGAGCCAGUGCUGCGGGAGGCCAUAGCCCUCAAGUACACAAACAAGGUGUUGAGGGACCUGGGCCUUUUUGUAUGUCUUUAUGACAUAACGGAAAUCACUGGGGCCCCCAUUCUCUUGUCAAGCGGGAAAGCUCGCUACAAUGUUUGCUUCAAGGCAGUUAUCUUCAGGCCCUUUAUAGGGGAAGUUCUUCAGGGAAUUGUCUGCGAGUCUUCUCCUUCCGGAAUAGCAGUGGACAUGGAGUUUUUUAAGGACGUGAAGAUCCCGGCCUCGAACCUGAGGGAGCCGAAGGCCUGCGAAGAGCCAGCAGCAGCAGCAGCAGCAGCAGGAACUGCAGCAGCAGCAGCAGCAGCAGCAGCAGAAGGCAAAACGCAAGCUGCUGCUGUUUGGUCCUGGUGCUUCGAAGGCCACAAACUCACUUAUGAGUUGGGGGCCCCCAUUCGCUUUCGAGUAGCAGAUGUGGUUUUCGCCAGAGAAGAAGCUCAAAAGAAAUUCACUCUUGUGGCGACCGAAGAAACCUACGUGCCUCCCAUGGUCAUCAUUGGGGAAGCAAACGCAGACGGCCUCGGCAUGCUGUCUUGGUGGCAGUGA